Messenger RNA from Seminavis robusta, 2712 nucleotides. Lineage: Eukaryota; Bacillariophyta; Bacillariophyceae; Naviculales; Naviculaceae. The record is from the annotation of a GenBank genome assembly.
CGAAAGGCGCCAAAAUCAAAUGGGUCAAAUGUGCGGCUUGACUAAAAUUGAGCGAUGCUCGCGAAAUUGUAAGAGCCGGCAAAAGAUCGGCAAUCAACUCACCCGACAGCAAUCCAAGUCUUGUGGAGAUUAUAUUUAUGCUUUGAUACUUGUUGGCUGGUUUGUGAACGUCGCUGCCAUUCUCUGAGCAAGGAACAGAGGCGCCGCCCGUUGUUAGACUAGCUAGCUAGUAUUGUUGUGAAAGAGCUGAGCUCGUUGGUCGAUCCAUUGGUGAAAGAAACCAAGCGAAUUGAAUUAUCGAUAUCAUGGACCGCCAACUGUUGAACCGAGCCACGGAUGGUUCGGAUGCCCCUACUCCAGGAUAUCUGUACAUUGAUAUAGCCAAGAAUGCAGCCUCAUCGCCCAUGGCUUGUCAGGAAAUUGCCACCUUUUUGACGCGAAAGCUGGCCAACAAACAAAAUGCCAACAUCAAAUGGAAGUGUCUCAAAGUCAUUGCCAAGACGGCAGAGGCCGUCAGUAGAGGACAAUUCAAGCGUGCUGUGGCACAAGACCAAUCUGCUGUGGCUGCCAUUCGUCUAGCCACCAAUUUUAGAGGUCCUCCCGAUCCAGUGCGAGGAGAUGAACCCUACAACCGUGUUCGUCUCGCGGCAAAGGAGUGUCUCGACAUGAUUUAUUCAGAGACGCCCACACAAGCCGAUCAGAGUCCCUACAAUUCGGGAGGAGGAGGCAUGUCCAACACUUACGGGGCUCCUCCUCAUCAACAAAAUGCAUACAGUGGAGGCGGUGCUGGAGCUGGAGCCGGCGGAAUGCCUCCUCCAGGUCGCCGCAUGGAAGGAAUCGGAAAUCCCAUGUUUUCCGAUCCACGCCUAGAACCACAGUCCAACUCGGUAGAAUCUGUCAUUAAGGAUAUUGGAGAAUCCUUUGUAGGCAUGAUCAAGGAUCCACUGGCUCGCAAUGCCGAUGUUCGAACCUCCAAUUCGCACGGAGAAAUGCCUCGUCCUGGUGGAAUGCAGGGUUUUGGAUCGCACAAUGCUGGAACGUACGGACGCCCUCCUCCUGGUCGAAGUGAACUGGCUCAUGCCACCGGUGGACAAUGGACCAUGGCUUCCAACAGAGGACCCAAUGCAGUAGGAGGCGGGGGUUCCAGCAAUUCCAACGACGCAUACUACAAGUCACGGGAGCAAGGAAACAAUGCUUUUUCUUGGGCCAACAAAGACGCUCACGGCUCUCAAGGGGGAGUCGGUGGUUCUUGGGCAUCACCAGCUCCAUCACAGGCUUCUCGACCUUCCUACGCUGAUCAGCAUUCUACUACGCCCUCGAUUACGAUCAACUCGGCUCCAAGUGCUCCAAUCAACCGUGGCUCUGGUGGGACGGCUGUCAGUGAUGGGUCCUAUGAAAAGAACUUGGUCAUUGAGUUGUGCCCCCCUGGUGGAAUGAAACCGGUGCCACCUCCUGACAAGCUGCUCAACUUUGCCAAAGCAAUUCCCAACCUAAACCCUGACUUGAUCUGCCCCGUCUUGCUGGAUUGCUUGGAAGAUGGGCAUCCAUGGAUCAUGCGUGCCAAAGCUCUUUGUGUGAUGGAAACCUGCAUCCAGGCAGGCGCAAGACCUGACAAUACCAACCCAUACGCCAACUUCUUUUACACCUGUCGGGGAGAAGUCGAACCACUAGCAAAUCACGCCAGGGCAGCUGUCAAAGACCCCGCUCGGAGGGUCCUGGCAUUGUUGGGUGUGGAAUUGUCGGAACCUGCUGCUGCUGCGCCACCCCCGGCGGCAGCACCACCGGUUCCUCCGGCACCUGCUGCACCGGUCAAUUUGUUGGACUUUGAUGACACCCCUGCUGCAGCGGUACCAGCUCCCCCACCAUCGGCUCCUCCACCGCCUCCCAGUCAGCCAGCAGCAGCAACAGGCGGUGGAAAUAUGUUUGGUGGAAUGGAGCUGAAGAGUGCCCCCGCUGCUGCACCUGUGGCUCCACCGCCAGCACCGACCAGUGGAUUCUUACUGGAUGGAUUGACUGUGAACAACCCGCCAGCUCCAGCACCAGCAGCCCCUGCAAAGGCUCCUGAGGUCAUUGACAUGUUUGGUUCCUUAUCAGUCAAAGCAAACGAUGUUGAGGAAGAGAAAAAGAAGGGAUCAGAAGAUACAGAUGACCUUGCUGCUGUGGCAGCCUCUGGGUCUGCAUUUGGAUUCAUCAAUUCUGAUUCUUCGCAAGCACCUGCCGUUGCGGCUGCCCCGGCAGCUCAGCCAAACACUGUGGAAUCCUUUGAUCCUUUGAGUGCCUUUUCACCCAAUACACAACGACAAAUGAUGCAGCUGUCACCGGAGCAGAUGCAGGCCAUGGCUUACCAACAGAUGCUCAUGCAACAGCAAGCGAUGCAAAUGCAGCAGAUGCAAAUGGCCAUGGCAAUGCAGGGUGGUGGUGGCGGCAUGCCUCGAGUGGGUGGAGCUCCCAUGUCAAUGAUGCCGGGUGUAGGCCCUGGAGUGAUGGGACCUCAUGCAGGAAGGACAAGUUCUGGGUUCUCUUUCUUGGACAAUCCAGCAGCCAAGAAGGAAGAUAAGAUGUUUGAUUUUGUCCAGGAUGCCAUGAAGACGGAAAAGACACACAAGUAGAAUGAUAACUAACUGAUAGACAGAUGUGGAUGAACACAUGAUAGUUAGUUGCAAGAGUAUCUAGCUAGCUAAUGAACUUUGUGGAUAUACAAUUUGUUGCGCG